This is a messenger RNA of Aspergillus alliaceus, 1050 nucleotides long. RefSeq lists its product as uncharacterized. The record is from RefSeq and is a predicted model, not a curated record. The coding region runs from base 1 to 1050 and encodes 349 amino acids. The transcript is spliced from 3 exons. Lineage: Eukaryota; Fungi; Ascomycota; Eurotiomycetes; Eurotiales; Aspergillaceae.
AUGACGGUCACCUCUAGGGGGCGCGAGAUGAUAUGCAUCGUCUCUGUGCUGGUCGGUCUUGCCCUAAUUUCCGUUAUUCUGCGGGUGUUCGCCCGGUUAAAACGAAGAGUUGGAUUUGGGAUGGACGACUACCUCUGUUUUGUUUCGACAAUUCUUCUGAUUGCUAUGCUUAUUGAAUUGGUCCUCUGGGUCACUAUCGGAGGCAAUGGAGCCCACAUGGGAGAACUGGACAAGAAGACUUUAACAAAUUUCUCAAAGAUCUUCCUCGCAAACCAAUUCACAUACUUCGUGCUCUGUCCUUCAAUCAAAAUUUCCAUCAUAUGCUUCUACCGUCGAAUCUUCACCAUGAAACCCUUUCAAUGGACGUCGUUUGCCCUCAACACCCUAAUCGCAGCAUGGGGAGCUGGUAUCUUCCUCGCCUGCGCCCUGCAAUGUCGUCCUUUAAAAGCCUAUUGGGACAAGAGCAUCGAUGGUCACUGCUUCAACGGGAACGAAUUCUUCAUCGUCAACCAAGCCUUCAAUAUCCUCAUGGACUUCAUAAUCCUCGCCCUCCCCGUCCCGAUGAUCUGGGGCCUACAGCGAGCAUGGCAGGAUAAGCUCGCCCUGAAUGGUGUCUUCGCCAUCGGCGCCUUCGUCUGCUUCGCCAGUAUUUACCGUAUCGUUGUGCUCUUUUGGAUCAAACCAGAGGACACCACCUACACCGUCUACCAGGCAACCCUCUGGACUCAUAUCGAGCCCGCAGUUGGUCUGAUCUGCUCCUCUCUCCCUAUCAUUCGCGGUCUUUUCCCAAGAUUCAAGAUCCCCGGGACUCGCAGGUAUGCCACCGCGCCGUACUAUAUCAAUACCGACAUCAGUACCUCCAACUUUGUCAUGUCGAGUCAGAAGUCGCCUGCUUCGGCAUACUUCAAGAUGGAGGAGAGUAUGGUGUCCCGUGCCACAAGUGAUAGCAAUGUCCCGAUUGAUAGGGAACGCCUUGGUCCUAUGGGUAUUGCCGUUCGCACUGAUUUUACUAUCAGUAAGGACUCAGCUUCAGUGAAGUCUCAUUCUUGA